Molecule: messenger RNA, 1168 nt
Organism: Phyllotreta striolata
Lineage: Eukaryota; Metazoa; Arthropoda; Insecta; Coleoptera; Chrysomelidae
Source: the annotation of a GenBank genome assembly
AAACAAGUUGGUUCAUUUUCUUAUUUUGUUUAAAUUGCAUUUAAUUAAGUUUUUAAAAUGCAUGGGAGACUGAAGGUCCGGACUACGGAAGAGCAGAAGGCUAUCAAACUAAAAGAGCAACAGAAGAAACUAGACGCCUACAAGCAUGCUAUGGAAAGGGUUUUAUCGACUAGAAAAAAAGAUAGCUAUGAUCCGAAGAGCCUUCAGAUAAGCUCGGGCAUUCUCCAGGCCAACCCUGAUGUAUACACGAUUUGGAAUUACAGGAAGGAAGUGAUUUUAAUGAAAGUCAAAGAGAGUAAUGAUGACGAGUUAGAAGGGGAGGAGAAAUUGAUAGAUUUCUUGGAAGAUGAAAUAAAACUAACGGAACAGUGCCUUCCCUCGAACCCGAAAUCCUACGGUACCUGGCAUCACCGUUACUGGGUGUUGUUACACCAUCCCAAACCCAACUGGAAUAACGAAUUUUCCUUGUGCACCAAGUACCUCAGUAAAGACGAUCGAAAUUUUCAUUGCUGGGACUACAGGCGCCUUUUAGUCAAUAAAAUAGGUAUAACUUUGGACCACGAGCUAAGAUUUUCUACCGAAAGAUUGAAUAAUAAUUUUUCGAACUACUCCUCGUGGCAUUACAGAAGCACACUGAGAAAAUUGGAUUCCGAUUGUGUUAAUCACGAGCUUGAAUUAGUCAAGAGUGCUGUUUUUACGGAUCCUAUAGAUUCCAGCGCGUGGUUUUACUUGAGGUGGGUUCUCAGUAACCCUACUAUCAAGAAGGAUACUAAAUUGGAGCUAUUAGAAGCCUUCGAGCAGCUGGAAGAGUUGGAGCCUGAUUGUAAAUGGGUGAUUUUAGGAAAAUGUUGGCUAUUAGAACAAGGUGAUUUAAAAACAAGACUUGAAACCUAUAAGAAACUAGUCGUAUUAGAUCCAUUGCGAAAAGGGAUGUAUAUGGAUUUUAUAAGACAAGCUCAAAAAGAGAUAUAGAGUACAAAUUGAGCUAUUUUGUGGCAUUCUAAGAAGCUUUUAUAUUGUUUUAGUUAUGUAUUAUGAACAUUCCUAUUUUAAUUUAUUGGAUGUAUGUUGUAAGGGAAAUUUAAUAAAAUCAAUUCUUAUUUACUUCAUGGUUGUACUCAUAGAGAAAGAAAGAUUUUAUAUUUUGUCUGUUGUACUUGAAAUUGAG